GAAGUCUGGCAAAAUGUCACAAGUGGCUGGAGAAAUGCAGGCUGCUCUGCUCUUCACCCCAGAGAGGUGGUGCCUAGGCCUCGGUGCUUGCCUCCCUGCAGGGAGCCAAAACGCUCUUGGCUGAGCAUCCUGGAGAAGAGACCUCAAGACAGAGGCCUAACUUUUCCCUGGUUUCUUUGCCCAGGGACGGUCUUCAGCCUUGUUUGCCAUGCGGCAGGUACCCUUGCAUCCCUGUGGAGAUACCUGCUGAUCGUGUGCAUCUUCACUGUGCAAAAGAUGGCCGUGCACAAGAAGAGGUUCUUGAGAUUCAUUGUCUUCUUGCUUCCAGUGGUUCUUGGCUCUGACACGGGCAGCCGCAGCAGAAACAAAGAUGCUGAGGAAUUUGCACACCUUGUUGACAGAGCAGACCCAAAAGUUGCAGCUUCUGCUGGAGGAGGUGGCUCAGCUGAAGGUGGAGAUAAGCCGUUUGAAGAAGGAGAGGCAGGAGGUGAACCAGGCAGCCCUGGAGUUGGCUUCGGAAGUCUACAUCAGAAGAUCUGACUGGGCCCUGAAAAGUUCUGGUGCCACCAUUGACAUGCAGAGAACUUCAAAGACCUAUGACUGCAAAGAGAAUUGGGGCUGCAGGGUUUUAUGGUUCUUCCACACUCCCAACCCUCCUGAUACGAUUUUGGAGCCGGAUAUUUCCCCAGGAAACUGCUGGCCAUUACAAGGGCACCAGGGCCAGGUGGUCAUCAGGUUGCCAGCACGAGUCCAUCUGACUGCUGUCAGUGUGCAGCACACCUACAAAGAGGUCUCUCCAUCUGGGACCGUCACCAGUGCCCCCCGAGACAUCGCUGUCUUUGGAUUGAAUGCAGACAGAGAAGAGGAAACUCUCCUUGGGAUGUUCGUGUACAACGUGGCAAAAGAGGCUAUUCAAACCUUCCCUCUGAAGAACACACACAGAGCCUUUGCGCACAUCAAACUUAUUGUGAAGAGCAACUGGGGAAACACGGCCUACACCUGCAUUUAUCGAGUGCAGGUUCAUGGAAAGAUGGAAGAACAAGAAAACCUCAGCUGAAACCAGACAAGAAAAAGAACACAAGUAAAAAAGAGAAAUGGGGGAGGAGGAAUAAAUGGUUUGUCAGAUCAGAGUGGUGUAGAGGAUCUGUCUCUAAAGUAAGGUGUGCAGGAAGGUCCAUUGGGGGAUGGGUAGCAGCACCCGCUGACAGGGCUACAGGGCAGCCUGCAGGCAGCGGAUGUGGGUCACCCACAAUCCUUGGGACAGCUCCUUGGGGCUGCCAGGGGCUUGUGAGCUUCCUCUUUUAAUUUCCCAGUAGCGGGGCUGGAGAAGCAUUGGAUUCCCCAGUGCACCAUCAAAGGGGUGUGUGUGAUGCCUGCCUUCUCCCGGGGGUGGUUUCAGGGGUGUGCAGCCAGCU
Molecule: messenger RNA, 1415 nt
Organism: Pezoporus flaviventris
Lineage: Eukaryota; Metazoa; Chordata; Aves; Psittaciformes; Psittacidae
Product: sperm-associated antigen 4 protein-like
Exons: 9
Coding region: 371-1057 (228 amino acids)
Biological process (GO): nuclear envelope organization
Cellular component (GO): nuclear envelope; meiotic nuclear membrane microtubule tethering complex
Molecular function (GO): protein-membrane adaptor activity
Source: RefSeq, a predicted model, not a curated record